CAGGGGGCAACCGAAGGCUUAAUAUCCGCACGGAGGUGUGUGACUGAGCAGCCCAUCGCAUUUCGAUGGUCGCGAACAACCCCAGUUUUUGUUGGUGACUCAUAAAACAGCAGCCGUGCCCCGCCGCGCCCCCACCCCCAGCGGAGCCGUCAUGUGGCAAGAGGCCCGCAAACACGAGCGCAAGCUUCGUGGCAUGAUGGUAGACUACAAACGGCGAGGGGAGCGCCGUCGAGAGUACUACGAAAAGAUUAAAAAAGAUCCAGCACAGUUUCUUCAGGUUCAUGGCCGUGCCUAUAAGAUCCACCUGGAUCCUGCAGUGGCUCUGGCUGCAGAGAGUCCCAUCAACAUGAUGCCAUGGCAGGGUGAUCCCAGCAACAUGAUCGACAGGUUUGAUGUGCGGGCUCAUCUGGACUACAUCCCCAACUACACUCCUCCACUUCUCAGCACUUCCACCCCUGAGCAGGAAAUGGAGGAGAGGAAGUGCAACUACGAGCGCUACCGGGGCCUUGUGCAGAACGAUUUUGCUAACAUUUCUGAGGAGCAGUGUUUGUACCAAAUCUAUCUGGAUGAGCUGUAUGGUGGGCUGCAGAAGACAAAUGAGGAUGAGAAGAAAAAGUUGGCUGAGAAAAAAGCCUCGAUUGGUUACACUUAUGAAGACAGUACCGUGGCUGAGCCUGACCCACGUUCUGACAAAGAUGAUGACAACUCCGACAGCGAGUCCGAGGAGGAUGAAGGCAUCCCCGAUAUUGAUGUGGAGGUCGAUGUGGACGAGCUAAACCACGAGCAGGUUUUGGACCUUAACAAGACUGCAACCCCGUAUGGGAUGGCUGAAGGAGACUUUGUCAGGAUGCUGCGGAAGGACAAAGAGGAAGUGGAGGCCAUCAAACAUGCCAAGGCCCUGGAGGCAGAGAAGGCCAUGUACUCUGGCCGGCGUUCUCGAAGGCAGAGGAGAGAAUUUAGAGAGAAGCGAUUAAAAGGCAGACAAAUCAGCCCACCGAGCUAUGCCCGAAGAGACAGUCCAACGUACGAUCCCUACAAGCGACCAGAGUCAGAAUCCAGCUCCGAGUCCAGAUCUCGGUCUCGUACCCCAGGCCCAGAGAAGAUAACCUUCAUCACCAGCUUUGGGGGCAGCGACGAUGAGUCGGCGGCGGCAGUGGCGGCGCGGGCAGCAGCGACUGCUGCCCAAGCAGCUGCACCUCACCCUAGUCACACCCUCGCCAGCGUGCUGCACUCUGCAGGUCAUAGCAGGGCCUCCCGGAGACGCAAGUCGUCUUCCAGCCGAUCCCCGUCAUCAUCCUCUUCCUCCUCCUCCCGGUCUUCGUCGCGCUCCUCCUACCGUUCCCGCCAUUCGAGGCGCCGACGCGGGGGAAGAGACGGGCGUCGUGCGAGGAGCCGCUCGCGGUCAAGGCGGCGGUCAAGGUCGUACUCACGAGGCAGAGGCGGUAACGGGUCAUGGAGGAGACGGGACCGAUCACGGUCCCGAUCCAGAUCCAGAUCCAGAUCAAGGUCCAGAUCAAGGUCUCGGUCUAGGUCAAGAUCAAGAUCACGGUCCAAUGACCGAGACAAGAGGCGCCACUCGGCAAGAAGACGCACCAGAUCCCGGUCCAGCUCAAGGCAGGGUGGGUGCUCCAAGAAGUCUGGUCGGAAUGGAAGCAGUCGGAGGGUAGACAGUCGCAGCCGCAGUGUUUCUCAGACGCGAAGCCACCAGGACCUCAGUCCGUCCCCUUCUAACAGAGGAGUGCCACCUUCUGCGCUCACUGUCGCUGAAAGACUAAGAAAGCCUGAUACUACGUGUGGUAAAGAGACGGGAGCUGCCAAAAUCAAGAUGACGCCGCAGGAACGAUUGAAGCUGCGUAUGCAGAAGGCGCUAAACAAGCAAUCCAAGGCGGAUAAGAAGGCAGCCCAGGUGAAGAUCCAGCAACAGGAGCACAAGCGACAGGAGCGAGAGGGAGAGCUGCGAGCCAUGGCACGCAAGAUCCGCAUGAAAGAGCGCGAGCGACGCGAGAAGGAGCGAGACGAAUGGGAGCGCCAGUACGGACGACAGAGCCACUCGCCCUCGCCUUCCUCCUCUCCCACCAAAUAUGGUCGAGACUCCAGCUCAUACAGGAGAAGGUCCCGGAGUCGAUCCAGGAGUCCAUAUUACCGUCACUGAGCCGGACGCCAGCUCAGCGCGUGACCUUGUUCUCGCCUUCUAUGGUCUGAUAAUAAAGUUCUACAAAUGAAACAUCAACUGGUUAUUGAAACAUGAAAGCCCCACUCCCCUCCUCCUCCAUUUUGACACUUCAGUUCAGUGGCGAGCUGCUUCGUUGCAAGAACCUCCUGCAGGUCAUGAGUCUCCUUCACUUCUGCAUGCAUCUUUCUGUUCUACUGUGUUCCAGUUUCUCAAUAUCAACAAUACUCUGCAUUUAUCGUCUUCUUUUCUGGAAGCAUUUUAAGCCAAUUCCAACACAGAAAUUCUUUUUUAUUUUUUUUUUCUUGUUAAUUGGAGCAAAGGUCUUUUGUUGUUCUCAGAGCUGUGGAAUGUAAUGGUCCAUAAUAAACCAGGUGAUGAAAUGAUGCCUCUGUUUUGUGA
Synchiropus splendidus (mandarinfish) is the source of this 2572-nucleotide messenger RNA. RefSeq names its product CLK4-associating serine/arginine rich protein (gene clasrp). The record is from RefSeq and is a predicted model, not a curated record. NCBI's taxonomy places the organism in Eukaryota, Metazoa, Chordata, Actinopteri, Syngnathiformes, Callionymidae. Bases 152 to 2152 code for a protein of 666 amino acids. The transcript is spliced from 21 exons.